GUGUGAUCAGUGAGAAACCGCUCUCUUCCCCCGGACACAUGGAAGAGGUCAUCCGCCGCCUAACGGAGCUCUCGGCCCGCCAGCAGCAGUUUACAGAGCGACUGGCCGCCCAGCAGGAAUAUACUGACCGGGUCGUGGAACAGCUGCAGGUCAGCGUGGCGGGGCGCCUGCCCCUCCCGGGAGCGCCGGUCAGAGCGCACCAAUACCUCGUCCGGUUGACCGAGAACGACGACAUCGAGGCUUACCUCCACACGUUUGAGGUCAUCGCGGCCCGGGAGGGGUGGGUCCAGGAAGAGUGGGCUCGCAUCAUCGCCCCCUUCCUCACCGGAGAAGCGCAGCGGGCCUAUUAUGCCCUGAGGGCACCCCGGAACGAACAGUAUGACGAGCUCAAAGCCGAAAUCCUAGCCCGGGUGGGCCUAUCGCCCAUGGGGGCGGCGCAACAGUUCUAUCAAUGGACCUAUGAUGAACGGCAGCCAGUGAGAGCGCAAGCCGCGCAACUGGCCCGGUUGACCCACCUGUGGCUUCUCGCGGGGUCUCCGACCCCGGACCAGGUGGCUGAGAAAGUACUCAUCGACCGGCUGCUACGGGCCCUGCCCCGCCCGCUGAGGCGCCCGGUCAGUAUGCGAAACCCCCAGGACGUCCACAGUCUGUGGAUGUCCCGGGCGAAGGACACAAACGCCCGGGUGACACGGUGGUUCCUCGCACUCCAGGACUUCUGCUUCCAAGUACAACAUCGGGCCGGGGCCGAUCACGGGAAUGCGGACGGUCUCUCCCGGGGCUGGUCCGGUUGGGCAGGUCUGGCAGCUCCUCAUCUCUUCAUCAGUCUCUCAUCCUCUCUGGACUCAUCUGAGGACUCUGCUGAACACUCCAGACUCUCUCUUCUAGUGACUAACUAUCACUGCAGGUAA
Molecule: messenger RNA, 908 nt
Organism: Sinocyclocheilus grahami
Lineage: Eukaryota; Metazoa; Chordata; Actinopteri; Cypriniformes; Cyprinidae
Exons: 4
Coding region: 39-908 (289 amino acids)
Source: RefSeq, a predicted model, not a curated record